GUCAUUUUUUGGUCUACGACAAUAAUCCGGCGGUCGUAGGCACGGACAUCGAGAGAUACUUGCGGCAGCUGCAGAAGAUCUGCGGUGGCCGCAGCUUUACCAUAUGUCAUAUCUUUAUCUUUUAUAACGUUUUUCAUUUUUUUAUGUUCGCCGUAGCAAUAGACAUGUUGUAGCAUAGCCACAAUAAUGUGUAUAGUGAACUUUUUUAACAUUUGAAUAUUCAUUUUGUUCCCUAUACGCCACAAGUCGACUGAUUCAUCCCAAUGUAAAAUAUAUUCUUCAACUGUAAAUCCACAAUAUUCAACACUGCAUUGUUAAAUGGAACCACAAAGUUAAACAUAAAUUAUUUUUAGCCAAUACCUUUCUCAUCAAUACAUUUAAGUGUUUCAUGAAAAUUCAGAUUGAUCUGUCAACAAAGCAUCACAAUUUUUUUAACUAUCUAGCAGGUGCCCGUUAUCUUUCCACUCAAUAUACUUAGCACUGGGAUCUGUCAUUCUUGGCUAGGAAAACAACAAGUGGGAUAUGGACACGUAGAGUCGCCACAACAAAAAUCUUCAAAGACUCAGAAGCGGCUGUUUCUAUGGGCUAGUUGUAGCCAUGCCUUAGAGCACUUCCAUGUUUGGUGUACGUUGGCCAUGUGUUUGGUGGCAGCUUCCCUUUGAUCUUAUGAAUUACAAUUUACUGUUGCUGACCCACAAUGAAUUGCUGCAGCUGCAGGAAUUCCAUGCGUGCUGUAAGGAGCCUUAAGGCACCCCUUUGGUGGCCUUACAAUAUGUUGUACACACUGCGGGGAUUUCAAGGUCAGUCGCAAUCUGCUUUGUGCAGGGAGCAGGCUGGUUGCAGUUUCCUUCUAGAAGAGUUCCUUGUCAAAUUUUAUCCACACACUAUCCCAUUGUGAAAGCAAAACUUCUGUCAACUGCCACCUACAUAUGCUAGGAUUUUGAACAAUUUUAAAAUAUGGACAGUAUUUCAAGCACAACAAAAGAGCCCAUAAAACCAAAAUCAGUAUCCGCAAAAUUAUGGGAGCGGUUUCAAGCUCUGGAGUCUCGUACAAAUGAAGUUACCAGGAGAUCAACUGAGAAAAGAAUCAAACAUUUAAAAAAGAAUAUUUUGGAUACAGUUCAGCAGAAGCUUAGCUCAGAGGAAGAGAAAGAUAUCCUAAAACAGCACAAAGUAGACCUGGGAACAGAAAGUUGCGACAACGAGAAGCAGAUAACCCCACAGACCACAGUCCCUAGAAAUGUGGAGGCAGAAACAUCCUGUUCACAGACAGACAGUGCUGAAAGGUUGAAGGAGCUGGACAGUUACCUUGGAGUGAACGAUCACCUACAUCAGGGUUCAUCUUUGGCUGGACAGGGUGAGAGUGGAUUGGAAAAGCAGAUAGAAGAGGCAUUAAAACAAGGCGACGUUAAGUCAGCAGAGGAAAUGAGUGACAGACUAGCUACAAGAAAGUUUGGUGUCAGGAUCCAUGAGGCAGUGGAAGCCAGGGAUUACACUAAACGAAAACAGGCAGAGGAAGCAGAAGUCAAAGCCAAGAAAAGAAAGACAUUGCAUUGGGGUUUUGGCCAUAAGCAGCGCUGGGAAACAAAGAGUAACAUGUGAUAGUCAUGUAGUGAGGACAUGUAAUAUUCAAACUUCGUCUGGAUAACAACAAGAUCAACUAAACAUGUAUUAAAACUUAAGUGUUGUGAGGUGAUGAGAGUAUUAUCUGCCCCAGAUAUGGACUUAAGUGUGUCAAAUACCACAGAAGGAUUAACCACGGACGUUUAAAGUAUGCUUUAUACAAUGUAGGUCCACGUAAAUACAGACCAUUUCUUUAACAGUCCUGGUAUUUUCAAUUUCUUUCACUAUACCAUUCAGCGACUAAAAAGUGAAUUGAUUUUGAUAAGAUGCUGUGUUUUUCCUUUUGUUAAAUUGUAUUUUGUUUGUUGAUUCAAUAAAUGUGUUCAAACCAAGUUCUAGCAACAUUCAAUAUACAUGAAACAUAUAUAUGGAUUAAAGAAAUUUAUACAGAAA
Messenger RNA from Mya arenaria, 2016 nucleotides. Its product is annotated as protein FAM204A-like. Lineage: Eukaryota; Metazoa; Mollusca; Bivalvia; Myida; Myidae. The transcript is spliced from 9 exons. The record is from RefSeq and is a predicted model, not a curated record. Bases 958 to 1602 code for a protein of 214 amino acids.